This is a messenger RNA of Hipposideros armiger (great roundleaf bat), 9637 nucleotides long. RefSeq names its product CUGBP Elav-like family member 2 (gene CELF2). Gene Ontology annotation, molecular function: mRNA binding. The record is from RefSeq and is a predicted model, not a curated record. The coding region runs from base 472 to 2052 and encodes 526 amino acids. The transcript has 14 exons. Lineage: Eukaryota; Metazoa; Chordata; Mammalia; Chiroptera; Hipposideridae. Gene Ontology annotation, cellular component: ribonucleoprotein complex; nucleus.
AAAAUCUCGGAGGCAGCAGGAAUGCCCCAAAGGAGGAGAGGGCUGCAGCUUGCAGUAAUCUGUAAAUGAUUGCUGGUAAAGUCUGGAGGCUUCAGGCUUGAUCUGUGUUUGUUCCAAAAGAAAGCCAAGGAGGACGGUGUUAAUAAAGAGAGAUUUAACGGACAGCUGUGCUUGGAAUAAAGUGGGCUACAAAAAGGUCAAAUUUGAUCAGUUGGAGCAGAUUACAAGGGCUGUCAAAGGUGGUGUGGAGAAAUGAGCUGUGGCUGGGAAGUAAUAAUAGAGCAAGAUUGAUUUGGGGGGUGGAGGAAAGCCAGGACAAGUGCUUAUCAAUCCUACAAGUAGGAAGAGCUGCGCUGGACGCCCAGUCGCGCUGGCCUGAGCCGAGAAGGCUGCCUGCCGGCUCCUUCCCCUGCACCCACCCCCUCACCCCUCCUCUCGGACUGGAUUCGCUCUCAGCCGGCUUCUUAGACAAUGGUUUCCUUAAUCUCUGACUUGGAUCCACUCAAAGACUGGAAAGUUUUAAGAGAGACGACCACAGAGCUAGCUGGAAGUCUGCCAAGUAACGGCACAGCCAACAAGAUGAACGGCGCUUUGGAUCACUCAGACCAACCAGACCCAGAUGCCAUUAAGAUGUUUGUCGGGCAGAUCCCCCGGUCCUGGUCGGAAAAGGAGCUGAAAGAACUUUUUGAGCCUUACGGAGCCGUCUACCAGAUCAACGUCCUCCGGGACCGGAGUCAGAACCCUCCCCAGAGUAAAGGUUGUUGUUUCGUAACAUUUUAUACAAGAAAAGCUGCACUUGAGGCCCAGAAUGCACUGCACAAUAUUAAAACUUUACCUGGGAUGCAUCAUCCCAUUCAGAUGAAACCUGCAGAUAGUGAAAAGUCAAACGCUGUGGAAGACAGAAAAUUGUUCAUAGGAAUGGUUUCGAAGAAAUGUAACGAGAAUGAUAUCAGGGUGAUGUUUUCUCCAUUUGGCCAGAUAGAAGAAUGCCGGAUCCUCCGGGGACCCGAUGGGCUGAGUCGAGGCUGUGCGUUUGUCACAUUUUCUACAAGGGCAAUGGCACAGAAUGCAAUCAAAGGCAUGCAUCAGUCUCAGACCAUGGAGGGCUGCUCUUCACCUAUCGUGGUGAAGUUCGCUGACACGCAGAAGGACAAAGAGCAAAGGCGUCUCCAACAGCAGCUCGCCCAGCAGAUGCAACAGCUCAACACUGCCACCUGGGGGAACCUGACGGGUCUGGGCGGACUCACCCCACAGUACCUGGCGCUUCUGCAGCAGGCCACCUCCUCCAGCAACCUGGGUGCAUUCAGUGGCAUUCAGCAAAUGGCUGGCAUGAAUGCUUUACAGCUACAGAAUCUGGCCACACUGGCAGCCGCUGCAGCCGCGGCCCAGACCUCAGCCACCACCACCAAUGCAAACCCUCUCUCCACCACGAGCAGCGCCCUGGGAGCCCUCACAAGCCCCGUGGCUGCUUCAACUCCCAACUCCACUGCUGGUGCGGCCAUGAACUCUUUGACCUCACUGGGGACUCUGCAAGGACUGGCGGGAGCCACUGUUGGACUGAACAAUAUUAAUGCACUCGCAGUUGCUCAAAUGCUCUCAGGUAUGGCGGCUCUGAAUGGAGGACUUGGCGCCACGGGCUUGACGAAUGGCACGGCGGGCACCAUGGACGCCCUCAGCCAGGCCUACUCAGGGAUCCAGCAGUACGCAGCGGCCGCACUGCCCACUCUGUACAGCCAGAGCCUGCUGCAGCAGCAGAGCGCCGCGGGCAGCCAGAAGGAAGGUCCAGAGGGUGCAAACCUCUUUAUUUACCACCUUCCACAGGAGUUUGGAGACCAGGACAUUCUGCAGAUGUUCAUGCCUUUUGGAAAUGUUAUCUCUGCUAAAGUCUUCAUUGACAAACAGACCAAUCUGAGCAAGUGCUUUGGUUUUGUUAGCUACGACAAUCCAGUGUCUGCGCAAGCUGCUAUCCAGGCUAUGAAUGGCUUUCAGAUUGGCAUGAAACGCUUGAAGGUCCAGCUGAAGCGCUCCAAAAACGACAGCAAACCUUACUGAUCCUAACCCCAGAGGCUCCCGCUCUUAUUUUAGCUUUCCUAGGGUAAGUCCCACGGGCCAGCCUGUUCGCAACAGGACAGGCAGAGGAGGACCACAUUGCCAACUUUUACCACGAGAGACGGUUAUUUUUACAAUAAGGCCUCCAUCCCCUCCCACCCCCACCCAGUUCGCCAUAUUUAAGACUUGGGCUACCUUGUUUCUAGCGAGUAAACUCCAGUGCCACUGUAUUCUCCUUUGUUUUGCAAUUUGAAUCUCCUUUUACCUUUUUUUCGUUUUGUUUUUGGGUUUUGCUUUUUAAAAAAAAAAACCAUACACACAAAUAAAUGCCAUCUUGAGGAUUUAAAAGGCAAACAGAGGCUAAUGUGCACUUGUAACGCUGAGAGCUGAUGCCCUGCCUGGAGAACUGAGCCCUCCUGCCCCAGCUUACCCCUAGGCGGGCACCAGCUGUUCAGAGGUCAGGCGGUGGCCUAGCCAGAGAGAAGCCAGGAGAAGCACUUAAAACAAUCCACAACGUCUUUCCACUACAUUUGGUUUGUUUUAAUCCAUGGGAUUUUAUUUUAGGGUUCAAAGAAACAUGACAUCUAUUGGUCAGGUUAUUACACUGGUUGUCUAUUUUGUUAUUGUUUUAUUUUAGUUCUUAGAAAGGAUUAAUGUAAAAAAAAAAGAUUUAGAGAUCUGUUUCUUAAAGCUACAGGGUUUAAAAAUAAAAUAAAAAGGAAUGAAAAUACUUGAUGUUUCUUGAAAGAUAAAUUUAAUAAUAAAUAAUACAUAAAUAAUACAUAAAUAAAAAAGAAAGCCACAGGCCUGUAAAUUUUAUUUGUAAAAAAAGCAUUUCUAUUUUUGUACAAAAUUUUUACUGCCUCAGAAAUAAUGGAAGUUCUUUAUUGCCUAUUGUUAACUUAUUGGGAACCUAAAGAGCAGCUCUCCGCGCUAGCUAGAUCCUUCAGAAGUAGUCUCUAGAGGAAUGGGCUUUUUGUCACCAUUGAACCCUAGGCCUAAAGUUCAUGCUUUAUCCUCUUGUCGUUUGUAUCUGUCUGAUUAUUUUGUUCGUAACUUCCAUUAUCUAGUUUACAGUUCAGUUGUCUGACUUUCCCCGUAUGUUACAUUCGUUGAAACUGGAUCCUCUCCCCUGUCCCUUGCCAGCCCCUCACCCCAAAACACCCAGAAUCCAUCCUCUCUCCCUCUCCGGAUGGAUUCUUGGGGUUCCAUCGUGCUGUGGAUAAAGAUUGUAAGAAAUGCAAAUUAUGUGGACGGCUCGUAGACUCCCUAAUGACCUAAGAUUUGCAUUAGUUUUUCUCCUGCACCCUUAAGAGUGAUUUUGUUGCUGCUGCGUAGAUUCUGUGUAACUUUUUACUCUCCCUUGUUUUCUCCCUAGACAUCUUCAUGCCCGUUAGUUCACCGUUUGCCUAGCAUGUCCCUGUGGCGUCUCAAAAAAAAAGUUUCAUCGUCCCGUCAUUGUUUCUGAUGUCUUUCUGACCUCACAUCAUAUUUGGUUCUCCUACUGACCUUUGAUCUAGUUUGACCUUUGAGAUUUGCAUGUGACCUCAUCUAGCUAUGAAUUCUGGGAAGUCAAUGUGAAAAACAUUGCUGCAUUCAUGCAAGACUGAAAUUUAUUAGAAAAAUUAAUUAUAGAAAAACAACCUGUGGCAAAAAUGUUUCUUUCUUAUUUUUUUUUCUUUUCAUAAAACAGACUUGAAAGUAUUAUACAGGGAUUGGCAUUCUUCCCGGUCACUGGUAACAAUAGCAAUAUGUGUCCAGGGACACAGAAUGUUGGUUUCUAACAGACUACUUCCAAAAACAGUUUGAGAAAAAAACUGUCUGAUUUUAAGUCUCUAGAGGUCUGUAAUAGUUUUUACAUUUUUCAGGCAGUGUAAAGUUUUUUGAUAAGGCCAUUUUAGGUGGCUCACUUUCUCAUUAAGAUAUAUAUAUAGAACCACUUUUUGUAGGUUAGUAUAAGAAAAAUAUUUACCCUGUUUUGGGGCAAAUGCUACCUAUUUGUGUCACCUUUUGCUGAACUGACUCACAGUUAGACAAUCCAUGGUUUAAUGCACAUGAAAUUACCUAUAUUUUAUACUGUUUCAAUGUACAGGAGAAAGGUUACUGUAAACUGUGUUGCGUUGGUGCUUCUGUGAAUUAAGUUGUGGUUUCAUCAUGAGUCUUACGGUCUUAAUGUUCUUUGUUGAUAAGACAAGUUUAGAAUUGGUUUACUUAAAAAAAAGAAUUUCAAAAAAUUUGCUUAAAAAAAAUUUCAUGUGAGGGGAAAAAAAAAAAUACCUAUUCCAGAAUAAGUUUUGUGUUGGCUUGUAAAGCAUUGAUGUCAUUUUUUUUUAUUAUUAUUAUUGUGGACUAUUUAGAUGUGUUUGUGUUCAGCAAAAUGUGAUUUUUUUUUCUUUUAAAGAAAAAAGUGAAAAUAUAUAGUGCCAAAUUCCAAAGGUACUUCCUUCCUAGAGCUUCAGUGUGUUUGUGAGAAGUAAUUUGAUAACAUGGGUAUUUUAUUAUGUGUUUUGUAUAAAUCCCUAAUAUUUAAAAAACAAAAAACAAAAAAAGAGGUUAAAAAGUUUGUUAACUUGCUAUCCUGUGGUCUUGUUGCCUGAAAUUGUUAUCGUUUGUUAUUUCUCUAUGAUGUUUUUUGUAAGACACUGUAUAAGUGCCCAUGUCUCACUUUUUUAACCACUCUGCACAUCAACGCUGUGACGGCAACCUCACAAUGUAUUUUCUUCAUAAUACAUGGAAACCUCUAAGGUGAGAAAGUUUUGAACUUUUAACCCUUUCUACCCAGAGCUAUCGGGAAUGUUGGUAACUUUUUAUACUGUCAUCAUUUUGUUUGCGGGUAUUUUUCUAAUUUGGAUUCUCCCCAACCCCCAGCCCCCAUCUAUCUUCUCUAUAGAGUUGCUUUUUGUUUUCACUACUUUAUCCUUUGGUUGCGAUCCAAAAGAAAACUCCACAAGGCAAAUCUGAAGGAAAAAAAUACAUACUUUAACCUGAUUUUUUUUUUUAACUGACAACUUCUGGUCAUUUUUUAAAAAAGAAUUUUUAAUGCGCUGCAGGAAUUCCUUCUGACCAGUUUAUUGGCUAAACCUGUGAGGGGAAUGGUAGGUAGAUUUCAGCACCUAAGUGAACCUGAAAUUCUCUGCUUCUGAGAUCAGGUUUAGUGGCCUGGUCCAGUUUAGAACAGUUUCAUCGACCUUCCAGUGAAAUGACUGUGAUGGAGUCAUUUGAGGUAUUUUUGCUUUUGUUUCUGAAAUACUCCUCGUUAAUAUCUCUAAUCAGCCACUGUACUGGGAUUCUCUGACCCCCUCUGAAUACGCAAGGUGUCUGGAGUUAGAAGCGGAUAGUCCCUUCCCUUUUGAUUUUUAAUUGAAUGCAUGUAUUGACCACAUAAGUCAGUUCUUUGUCACAGUUACUGACCAAAUACCUAGCGCCAGUUCCUGCUGCCACUUUUUAAUGAAAGUGCCAUAUUACUUUGACUUCGUGUGAACAGAUCUUUUGCUGUCUUGACAAAUCCCAAUGCCAUCCCUACAGCCCCAGCGCACACUCCUGCCUUCCUGAAAGCAGGCCCCAGAAGCUUCUUUGUCACUAAUGGAGUCCAGAAGCUGCUGGCUCCCCUCCCUCGCUCCUUUGUGCGCUCACCACCCGGCUUGGUUUAGUGUGUGUGAAUGUGAUAGCCCUGGGACGGAAAGGACUAGCCUCCAACGAUGCAAAAAAAAAAAAGUUUCCUUCUUAUAGCACAUGCACUUACAAUGAGGCGAUUUGUAUUAUCCUCACCCGUGUUUACUACUGCUGGGGCCUUCCUUCAUCCUUCGAGGGCUAUUUUGUACUUCCUGCAGCAAUCUGCUGAAAACCAGAAGCUGCCGCACGUCGCACUCACACACAUAGCCCAUGGUGGUGUGCAGGUCGUGCGUAGGAGCGCGAGAGAACACACACCACUGGAAUGGCUCAGACUGUCUCAGUCCGAAUCUCUUCAUUUACCAAUUUCUACAUAAAUCUCAUAACACACUUUUCCCCCAUUUCUUCCAGGAAGCAAACUGCCCUCCACUCCUUUCACCCACCUGCAUCUCCCCCUGAAGCGCCCAGUGCGGCUGACAAGAGGCUCAGGGUGGCACUUUAAGUUGAGUGGUUCUUAUUUUGCAGGCAACCAAGACACAUUUAGGGGGACAGUCCUUUCUUUUUUUUCUUUUUUUUUUUUUUUCAUGUCUCAUUGUUAAAAAGAUAACCCUCCUUGGAGACAAGUUGUCCUUCUAGUCACUUUAUCUUUUAAUAUCAAAAGGAAAAAGUUACAAGGGUGCAAAGGGCCUGUGCCAGAAGAAAAAACACACAGGGAAACUGCUUUUUUAAAAUUCAAGUGUAGAAAAUAGUCAUUUUUAAACUAAAUUAGAGAAUUGUGAUAAAAAUGGCAGUCCUCGAGGCGUAACAAGUUCAUCUUUCUUUCACCAUAGGGGUUCUAGUUCUUUGGCUUGUGCUACUCUGGAUUCAUUUUACUGUUUCUGUUUUUAUUAUCUUAAGUGCUAAUUAACAAGAAGAAAUAAAAUUUUAAAAAAACCUGUAGUUUCAUUACCUUUUUGAAUAAUGUCAUACAAAAAAUGUAUUUGUUUUUUUGUGCUGUGAGAAUUGUUGUUUGUAGAUUAAUAAUAUCAUUUCGUUUAGAAUUACAAAAUAGUUUUUAAAUAUUGUCUGAGAAAAGCCAAAGUUAAUGCAACCUAGUGGAAACUGUAAGACCAUUUGAGUAUUGUUUGUUUUAUUGAUGCAUUUGGAUUUUGUUGUUUGAUGGAAUUUGAGCCAAAAAAAAAAAAAAUACGCAGGCUUUCCUAUUUCUACAACUGAUUGUACUUAUGCAUUUUGUACCAGUGGAACUUUUUAUACUGGAGAUUAAAAAAAAAUGGAAAUUUUUGUGGCUUACUCUAGUGGGCCCCCUGACAAUGACUGAUUUCAAGUUUGAUUUCUGAUUGAUAGAAAGAAAGUUACUUUUUUUUUGAGAAUUAAAAACUUUGGCUUGAUUUCUUUUUUCCCUUUGCUUAUAUCUAGCAUUAGAAUUUUGUCUUAAAAAAAUACAGCGGUAAGUUUCACUUUUUAUUCUGUAUCGUGCAGUUAGUUACACAAUAAGGUAAUUAGAUUUAGAAGUACUCAGUCACUUUAAGUGGAUAAAUGUAUUAGUUAAAACUUUAGGGGUUUGCUUUUUUGCUGUUUAGAUCAAAGUUUUUUCUGAUUCUUCUGUCCUCAUUGUGAACAUAACCGUGUAGUUGAAACAGUCAAACUUAUUUUUGUAACGUAUGUUAUUGUGUGAUGCAGUUUUUUGCUUCUGUCUCCAAUAUUAAACCAUUUUCCUAAUACUUGUGUCUCUCUCUGCGUGUUGUAUUGUUGGUAGUCAUUACAUGUUGGUGAUACAUCUACACACCUCACUGUUUCACGUAUCUGUUUUUUUCUAUAUGUUGUGUAAAAAGAUACAGUCGAUUCCACCUAAGUGAAUAUCUGAUUUGGGGGAAGGGAAACUGCACACCAGCCACCUCUGACUUAUGCUCAGUGGCCUGUUUUAAGCCUGCAUCCAGCGAUUCACCAAAACAACUGCCUACAGAGUUGGAUUUGCCAAGACCUGUUAUGGUCUUUUGAUCACACUGGUAAAUUUCUCUUCUGAACCUCCACCUCUCCCUCUCCCUCCCCUCUCCCUCCAUCAUGGGCAUACGUAUGCAUUUCUUAACAUUCAUUUAAAACUGCUGCUGCUUUACUGCAUAACCUCAAAAAGAAGAAGAGAGGCAGCAGAACUAUCUACCCAGCAGUGCAAAGGCAUAACGUUCCAGUCAAACUCUUCUUAGCGACUAAUCACAUUUUUAAAAGAGGUGCGCUCUCGAGGGCAGAGAAAAUAAACCUACCUGGUGGAUAGAAGAUGUGAAAAGGGUUAAGUACGUGUUGCCAUCCAUCAACAGAGACGUGUAGAAAAGUAAUUUAAAUUAUGUAUUUUUAAGAGCUAACUGAAUCCAGGUGCAACUUUGAAUCAGUAAAAGUAAUGGAAGAGGAAAGAAAUAGUUCCGAGUGCUGAAAUGGAAGCCCUACUCAGCCAGGUGGGGUGGGAGGAGGUCACGUUUCUCAUGCUUCAGUCUUCAUGGUCCUUAUGGUCCAUUUCCAAAGGAAAGCCAAGUUGCCCUGUACACCCACACUCCUUCCUGAAGGAACAUGUAUUUUUAAAAAAGCCUUGUCCCCUGCUACCACCCCAACCCCAAUGAUCAAAAAGAGAACUAAAGCAAAAACGACUCCUGGUAUGCCCUCUGAAAUAGGCCCCAGGCCCUCUUCUCACGUGUGCCCCGCUGUUACGCUCAGGAAUCUGACUGCUCUCCAAGUGCACUUAAAAGAUUCCACUGCUGUCUGCUCCCUAUGUCUGCUCUCGCCUCCCAUUCUUCAGACACACGAGCUCUGUGUGACUCAGGCACCCAGCACCAGGCAGGUCUCCUCUGGCUGCCACUGAGACUUUCCCUGAAGGUGCCAGGCCCUCCACCCGCUGGUUUUAGCAGCCCCUGUGACCCCUAGAUUGUCUAGUCGGCUCAACAGCAGAGGGUCCGGGUGCCGCGGAGGGAAGGCGGCUUGCUCCCCCGCAGGCCGAGCCUCAGUGGCAGGCCGAGCCUCAGUGACGUGGCUCCCACCAGCUCCACACCGGCACACGUGGGAGCUGACUUCCUGCCAAUACUUCUCUAGUCAAUCUCAUCACAGCCUCCACCAGUCUGAAAACCCACAGCUUACGUUAGUGGGAAAAGGUGGCUACGGGUGUGAUUUUUCUUUUCUUUUUUUUUUUGCGGGGGUGUGAGGGAGGGGAGAAGGGGUAAAGAGGGUGAGCAAUUCCAAGAUGAAAGGGCUUAUUUUUAAAAUACGUAAGUGAUGUACGAUAGCUCUAUCUCCACCAUUUGACACAAGGCAAAAUACUCAUGCUAAGUAAAAGAAGGGAAAGACAAAGCCAGUUUUUUUGGUUCUGGAAAAACAAAAACAAUUCUUCAAAGAAGGGGACAAAAAAAUGCUAGUUCCCUUAAGCUCUGAGGACUGUCCAGUAGUCCCUGCUUGGAUUCGCAGCUAGCAUGCUAUUCUGUAAAAGGCCUCUGCAGUGCUAGCAAGGUGUACCUGUUUGCCAUGCGCAGACCCCCUGGGGAUGACAGAGCUGCCAGCGUUCACCCUGGUGACGGAAGCCGCAUGUCUGCCCAGCCCACGGCAGUUAGGAGCAGCCCAGGGCCUGGGACUCUUAGCUGGCAGGCUAGGAAACACAGUGAACAUAAAGGUACUGUGAAUCAUUCCUGAUAAGUGAAUAAAAUAUUGUGACCAAACAAUCAGCUUAUUCACUUAUCAGGAAUCGACUGUUCUGCUAAUUCGCUGUUUUUGUUUUUCAUCUCUGUUGUAGUUCACUAUUCUUGCUGUGUUCUGUUUUCUCCUCUCAUGCUUGGGCAAAAUCACUGGGAAUAUUUAUCUUCAUGUGACCAUGAACGUUUAUAUCGAGUGAAAAUGGUAUCUUAACAAAAUCUAUGCACUUGCUAUCAGGAACACAAUACUGGAUGUGUCUUAUAUAUAUUGAACUAUAUAGUACUCGAUUUCUUAAAUAAAGCUUAAGAAAGGA